AUGAGCAAAUCUCCAGAAGACAGUGGGCAUCUAGAGGUCUCUCCAGCCUGCCAUCCAUUAGCAGUUGGAAAUCCAGGUGACGCACGACCAUCUCCCGAACAGAUCUCGACGGUUGUCUCCAUUCUUAUAGAAGCCGGUAUCUGCUGUUGUUUCGUUGAAGAGUGGGCUCUUUACUUUGGUACUUCGCGUUUGCCCAAUUCACAUAGUGACAUCCUGGAACCUUGUGGGCCACUUCCACUGAGAGCGCCAGAUUCACUAAACCACAAAUACCCUCGAUUCAAGCCUAUUGGAAGGACCGAUUUCUGGCUGCUGUUGCCAGCAAGCUACUGUCAUAUUGUCUGCGUUCCUGAAAACUUAGAGUGGAGCAAAGGCAAUCUUCCUUACCCAAAGCUCCAAGUGUAUGUACAGAGCUUGAUUGACACCAAAAACUUGGGUGAUCUAGAAGAUCUUGUUGAUGGAAUGGAUCUCUCAGAGGAAUGGGGGGAACAAAACCUCAGUCUUGAAGGUCAUGCUGAUAGCAACUGGUCCGAAAAUUGCAUUGAAGCUCUUAUUGCAGAUGGCACCGAAGAAAUGUUCAUCUUUAUUGACCCCAGUCCUACCCCUCAGAGAGAGAUCUGGCAAAAAUGUGUUCGGAACAAGCAGAGACGUCUGGGUUGGAAGUAUUCUCCAGAGAUAUAUGCAACCAGGUACCGACGCCAUGGGUCGAAGGAUCCCCGUGAGCGUUAUCGAUAUGCUAUGUAA
This is a messenger RNA of Nannizzia gypsea CBS 118893, 741 nucleotides long. RefSeq lists its product as hypothetical. Bases 1 to 741 code for a protein of 246 amino acids. Lineage: Eukaryota; Fungi; Ascomycota; Eurotiomycetes; Onygenales; Arthrodermataceae. The record is from RefSeq and is a predicted model, not a curated record. The transcript has 3 exons.